UAUGUUUAAAAUUUUGCUCUAUGUGCUCGAUCAACUUGCUCCGAAGAAUCAUCCAAACAGUACGAGAAAACUCAAUUGUCCCUUCUAUCUUCUUCUUCUACCCGAGGUCCUCAGCUCGAAGUGAGAUUAUUUUUCUAACUCUUUGUGGUGUGUUACACAGUUAGGGUUUCUUUUUAUUCUUUUCGCCUGUAGAGUUCAAAAUCGAAGAACCAUGUCCGGACUCCACCGGUCCUCUAGUGCUCCCAUGAAGAAGGGCCUUCCUCCCAAGGAACUCCUCGACGAUCUCUGCAGUCGAUUUGUUUUAAAUGUGCCAAAAGAAGAUCUCGAGUCAUUUGAAAGGAUUUUAUUUCUUGUGGAGAAUGCACAUUGGUUCUAUGAAGACAACUCAGUGGAAAGAGAUCCAUCUCUGAAGUCAUUAACUCUGAAGGAAUUCACUUCUUUAAUAUUCAACAGUUGUGAUGUCUUAAAACCUUAUGUUCCCCAUUUGGAUGACAUAUUCAAGGACUUCACUUCCUACAAGGUCCGAGUUCCUGUAACUGGGGCAAUAAUUUUGGAUGAGACAUUUGAACGGUGUCUGCUAGUGAAAGGUUGGAAAGGGCCAAGCUGGAGUUUUCCACGCGGCAAAAGGAACAAAGACGAGGAAGACCAUGCAUGCGCCAUCAGAGAAGUCCUUGAGGAAACAGGUUUUGAAGCUUCUAAGCUUCUUAACAAAGCUGAAUACAUAGAAAAGAUUUUUGGACAGCAAAGGGUGCGACUCUACAUAAUUGCUGGUGUGAAGGAUGAUACUGCCUUUGCUCCACUUACCAAAAAAGAGAUUAGCGAAAUUGCAUGGCAACGGCUCGAUGAACUUCUGCCAGCAAGUGAUGAUGUGAUAUCACGUGGGAUCAGCGGACUCAAGCUUUACAUGGUGGCCCCUUUCCUGGGUUCUUUGAAAUCAUGGAUUUCAGUACAUCAGCCCCCCUUGGCUCCAAAAUCGGAUAUGCCUCUCAAAGGAAUUUGUGUCUGGAAAGCGAAGAACAGUUCGACAGGGAAUAAUAGCAGCACAGUGAUGAUAAUGGAGAGCCAGUCCAGUAAAAGUGAGGCUGAUGUUCAUCCUCCUGAUACGGGACCUGGUAGCAGCUUCAGAAACUUCAGAUUUGAUAUUGGACCGAUCUUGCAAACAAUGGAAGCCGCUUUCUCUGCUGUAAGGCCGAACUGACUUGGUUUUGUAAACUUGUUCCCAUUCCUGAUCUGUGUCUCAUUUAACACACAUUGAGCGCCCCCCCCCCCAAAAAAAAAAACCCAAUCCUUUUUUAAUGCCGGCUUGGUAGCUGAUUCUUGAGGGUGUAUGCCUUUUCGUCUGAUCUGAUUGGCUGGUUUCAGUCAAAUGUACAGUGUACAGAAAAAGUCUGGCAGAGAUGGGUGUUAAUCUCUGUUAUUAGAAGAAUGUGAAGAAGUUGGGCACUACUUGUAAGUUGGUACUUUAGUUCUAGUAUGUCUUAUCUUUUUUCUCUCGAGGUGGGUUUCUAUAGUCUAUCGGAUGUGUAUUUGAUCAACUUUUUGCUAAUGCCAUCUACUUUGUUUUCAAUUAUUAAUAACAGGUUUGUGUAUA
This is a messenger RNA of Juglans regia (Persian walnut), 1591 nucleotides long. RefSeq names its product mRNA-decapping enzyme subunit 2-like. Gene Ontology annotation, molecular function: 5'-(N(7)-methylguanosine 5'-triphospho)-[mRNA] hydrolase activity; manganese ion binding; RNA binding. The transcript is spliced from 8 exons. Lineage: Eukaryota; Viridiplantae; Streptophyta; Magnoliopsida; Fagales; Juglandaceae. The coding region runs from base 212 to 1198 and encodes 328 amino acids. Gene Ontology annotation, cellular component: cytoplasm. The record is from RefSeq and is a predicted model, not a curated record. Gene Ontology annotation, biological process: nuclear-transcribed mRNA catabolic process, nonsense-mediated decay; deadenylation-dependent decapping of nuclear-transcribed mRNA.